Molecule: messenger RNA, 1671 nt
Organism: Dictyostelium discoideum AX4
Lineage: Eukaryota; Evosea; Eumycetozoa; Dictyosteliales; Dictyosteliaceae
Gene: hspA
Product: chaperonin 60
Exons: 3
Coding region: 1-1671 (556 amino acids)
Biological process (GO): protein folding; protein refolding
Cellular component (GO): mitochondrial matrix
Molecular function (GO): ATP binding; ATP-dependent protein folding chaperone
Source: RefSeq, a predicted model, not a curated record
AUGUUUAGACAAAUUGCAAACAAAUCAACCAAAUUUGGAUUAAGAAAUUAUUCAACUGGUAAAGAUAUUAAAUUUGGUGCAGAAUGCCGUGCAUUAAUGUUACGUGGUGUUGAACAAUUAGCAGCAGCCGUUGAAGUUACAUUAGGUCCAAAAGGUAGAAAUGUAAUCCUCGAUCAACCAUUUGGUCAACCAAAAAUUACUAAAGAUGGUGUUACUGUCGCUAAACAUAUUGAAUUUGCUGAUCGUCACAUUAAUUUAGGUGCUCAAUUAGUUAAAGGUGUUGCUUCAAGUCAAAAUGAUCAAUCAGGUGAUGGUACAACAACAGCAACCAUUUUAACAAGAGCAAUUUUUGCAGAAGGUUGUAAAGCAGUUGCUGCAGGUAUGAAUCCAAUGGAUCUUUGGAGAGGUAUUAAUUUUGCAGUUGAAAAAGUUGUUGGUGAACUUAAAACCAUUUCACGUCCAAUUUCAUCAACUGAAGAAAUCUCACAAGUUGCAACCAUCUCUGCAAAUGGUGAUAAAGUUAUUGGUAACCUCAUUGCUAAUGCAAUGGAAAAGAUUGGUAAAGAAGGUGUCAUCACUGUUCAAGAUGGUAAAACUUUAAAAGAUGAGUUAGAAAUUAUUGAAGGUAUGAAAUUUGAUCAAGGUUUCAUUUCACGUUAUUUUAUUAAUGAUGCUAAAGAACAAAAAUGUGAAUUUGAUGAUCCAGUAAUUUUAGUUGUUGAUGGUAAAAUUUCAAAUGUUCAACAAUUAGUACCAAUUUUAGAGUUAGUUCAUAGUAAACAUAAGAAAUUAGUUAUCAUUGCAGAUAAUAUUGAAGGUGAUGCAUUAUCAGCAUUAAUUUUCAAUAAGAUGAGAGGUUUACAAGUUUGUGCAGUUAAAGCACCAGGUUUUGGUGAUCUCAAGAGAGUAAACUUACAAGAUAUUGCAGUUAUUAGUGGUGCUCAAGUUAUUAGUGAAGAAUUAGGUGUUAGACUUGAGGAUGUUGAUAUCACAAUGUUGGGUAGUGCAAAGAAGAUCACCAUCGAUAGUGAUAGUACCAUCAUUUUAGAUGGUGCCGGUGACAAAGCAGCAAUUCAAGAACGUGUCGAAUUAAUUCGUGAAUCACUCACUCGUACAACCUCUGAUUAUGACAAGACUCAACUCGAAACUCGUUUGGCAAAGAUUGGUGGUGGUGUUGCUGUUAUUCGUGUCGGUGGAGCUUCAGAGGUUGAAGUUGGCGAAAAGAAGGAUCGUAUCACCGAUGCCCUCAACGCCACAAAGGCUGCCGUCGAAGAAGGUAUUGUUCCAGGUGGUGGCACAGCACUCCUCUACUCUACUUUAGCACUCAAGAAAAUUAAAAUGGAUAACUUUGAUCAAACCAUUGGUGUAAAGAUCGUUAGAGAUGCCCUUUUAAUCCCAUGUAAAACAAUCGCAAAUAAUGCCGGUGUCGAAGGUUCUGUUGUCAUUGGUCGUCUCUUAUCAAAACGUGAUUUCGAAUAUGGUUACAAUGCUCAAAAAGGUGUUUAUGAAAAUAUGAUUCAAGCUGGUAUCAUCGAUCCAACUAAAGUUGUUCGUACCGCUUUAAUCGAUGCUGCUUCUGUCGCUUCAUUAAUGACUACCACUGAAGCUAUGGUAGUUGAAAUUAAAAAAGAUACUCCAAUGCCACAAAUGCCACCACAAAUGGAUUAUUAA